Messenger RNA from Daktulosphaira vitifoliae (grape phylloxera), 481 nucleotides. RefSeq names its product macrophage migration inhibitory factor homolog. NCBI's taxonomy places the organism in Eukaryota, Metazoa, Arthropoda, Insecta, Hemiptera, Phylloxeridae. The record is from RefSeq and is a predicted model, not a curated record. Gene Ontology annotation, molecular function: phenylpyruvate tautomerase activity. The transcript is spliced from 3 exons. The coding region runs from base 59 to 418 and encodes 119 amino acids.
UGUACACUUGCAUUGCGUUAUUAAGCCAUAAUUAGUAUUACAAAUUAUUGCUAUUAAAAUGCCAACUCUAAGUAUAAUUACCAAUUUACCAAAACAUAAAGUUCCGUCAAGUUUCUUAGCUGACGCAUCUCACAUGUUAAGCCAAAAACUUAACGUUCACGAAGGACAUGUAAUAGUAAAAAUAAAAGCGGCACAACCAAUGCAUUGGUUUAUGGAUGAAUCAUUAUGUGGCAUUGGAAGUUUAUCCGGAACAGGUAUUUAUGGAUUGGAAGAAAAUAAGAAGAAUUCUGCAUUUAUAUUCGACUUUAUAGAAAAAGAACUUGGUAUACCACAAAACAGAUUAUAUAUUUCUUUCGUGGAUCAAAAACCUUCAAAUGUUGGUGUCCAAAGAACUACCUUAGAAGAAAUACUACAAUAAUUAAAUGAAUACAAAUUAUAUUUAAAAUUUGUUAAUAAUAUAAUAUAUUAUUUGGAAUUAUAA